This is a messenger RNA of Symbiodinium natans, 2433 nucleotides long. The record is from the annotation of a GenBank genome assembly. Lineage: Eukaryota; Dinophyceae; Suessiales; Symbiodiniaceae.
AUGUUUUUCUCCAAGAAGCUUGCAUGCUGGACGCUGAUCGUGCUGAUGCUGAACAUCACGUCAUGCCUUCUUUUGGUCUGGGAGUCGAGACGUACUGGCAGCAGACGAACUAACCCAGGAUUCCUGAUUUACUGGACUGCAGCAUACGCGGCUGGUGCAAGCUUCUGCGCCUUCUUGGUCGUCGUAGGUUUCUUGGUGGCGCCACGCCCAGGGUAUUACCCGGUCCUGUCUGUUGCAGCGACCUUUUUUUGGAUGGCGACAAGACUGUGGAGCAUGUGUUUCAACUGGUUUUUGGCCAUCAAAUUUAGCUCGAGCAAGCUAACCAUUCGGCCCAGGCAUGACAUUGUCCACGUGCUGGUAAUACUCCUGGCAGCACUUCUGGUCCUAAUCGUCUCACUGCAUUCGCCUAGUGGCAUAGGCUUUUCAUAUGACAAAGGAGGCUAUUAUGAACUGCACGUUGUCCUUCGGAGCUACGGGUACCUUGGCCCAGGAGCAGAGAUACUUUCACUCAUCGCCUCUCUCUGGGCGAUGGCAACAACACUUGCGAGAGUGCGCCGGUCCAACCAGGCAUGCCUUCCGCAUGGCCAGCCCGUCAAUGGCCGCAAUCUGACUUGCCGAGAAGAAGAGUUGGCCAAAGCCGUUUCGUUCUACUUAGCAUACCCGCUUCUUGUGGUUGUGUUUACAGUGAUCCCUCUUCUUAUCACAGCCAAUGAAGAUAGAAGAAUACCUGACGACCCAUCAACCUGGAGUCGCACUCUGGCUGCUGUCACCUUGUUUGGCGCGGAGGGCUGGGCAGUGUCAUUGUAUCGCCUUUGUCAGAUGCGCUGCUUGCGCGCGGCCACAGACGUCUCCACAAGUCAUAGAGGCCUUCCAGUCACAGUUGCUCUUGACCUAUGCUAUAAGGACUCAGUGCAUUUUGCUUUGCAGGGGUACCUACAAGUCGAACUGAACAGAGAGAUGGAAGGGUUGAGUGCAGACUUGGAGUGCGAGCCAGAACCCCACUCCCAACUCAUGGCGGACCUGUAUAUCAUUGAGCCUUGGAAGUUUCAGAGCCUUCGCAGACACUGGUCCUUUCAAUACCCACACAUGCAACAAGCGACUUGCGGCUUUGAGAUCCCUUCUAGUUUUGGGGGGAAAGAUCCUGUAGUCGUGCCGCUGCGCAACAUGGAGGUCGUUAUUGAACCCGGAGAGGCAGCGGCGGAUUAUUUGCAACAGAUCCUUGGUUCCAAGAUCGUAGCCGGCGGUCAGGAGAAAACGGGAUAUUAUGACUUUGUGAUGGCCACACAAAGCCAUUUGCUUUGCAGAAUAUUCGGCGGGUUCAAGAUCAGGCUACACGCCGGGCCCUGCUAUUCCGUGAUCAUGCGGGAGAAGUUGGCUUUCGAGGGCGAUGGCGUCAUGGUCAGUGGCAGCUCGAUUUCGGAGCAGCAGCUCUUCGAUUUCAAGACUGCAAUUGCAGCUUGGCUGCCGCAAGACCGCUGGCACACCUUGAUUGAAUACGAUGCUCUCAAAAGAACCCUCGACUUUCUAUGCGAGCACAACGCCACUGGCUAUCAAAUGUGUGUGGCGAGGCCCAGGCAGUCUUCGGCGUCUCAGUCUGAGCGUCCAGCAGCGAUCAUUCGUAUCGUGGAUUACUUGCAGCCUUUCAGCACGAGGCACCUGGUUGGGUAUCGCAUGCAGAGGAUGGUCUGCGGACUGGCUCUCACCACGUUGCCCCCAGAUAUGUACAAGCAGGUCUUCCAUGAACGCUUACACAUGUUUGUUUCAAACGAGAAGCAACCUGUCCAAGGCAACGUGUGCCCGUGCUACCUGCCACAGACCUGCUUCCUCUCGCCUGCGGGUGAGCUCAAGUCAGUGAAAUUCUUGCAGGAAGGAGACCCUAUACUAUUGCCCUCUGAACACAUUGUGCGUGUGAAAUCUGUGCGCCGCAGUGCUUACGGGAAUCAGAGACUGGUGCAAUUGUCGGUUGCAUAUCGCGAUAGCGAGCUAAUCCUCACUGCACAGCAUCGCGUCGUGCUCGUUUCUGAUGAUGUGCCAGUGGGCACUAAUUUGGCAGAGCUUCAGACCAGCGCGCCUGAGAAGUUGACAGAGUGCCAGGCAGGCAACCUGGUCAAGGGAAGCAAGGUCAUUUUUGGCACCCGAGUCACCAAACUGACAAAAGUUUCCUCCUUCAGCAAGCAAACGGAGGUGUACCGCGUGGUGUUCGAUCCCUCGGACGCCGGUGUUGAGACUUUUUGGAUGCCGCUGUACGGCUAUCUCACACAGGGUGACCCGGAAACAUCGGAUCCAUCGUCCUCUAGCGCCGGGUCGAGUGAGUCGAGCGUUUCACUUCCUCUCCGUCGUCCCACAAGGGAGUUUUGGAACCUUUUUGUCAGCUUUUCGGGCACAUCGACAGAGAGGCUCGUGGCAGCGCAGCCGGACCGCUAUGAUGACUAG